This is a messenger RNA of Papilio xuthus (Asian swallowtail), 5068 nucleotides long. Its product is annotated as fibrillin-1. Gene Ontology annotation, molecular function: calcium ion binding. The transcript is spliced from 28 exons. The record is from RefSeq and is a predicted model, not a curated record. NCBI's taxonomy places the organism in Eukaryota, Metazoa, Arthropoda, Insecta, Lepidoptera, Papilionidae. Bases 152 to 4786 code for a protein of 1544 amino acids.
CGCAUGCGUCGCUCCUGUCAAAUGCGCGCUCUUAUUAUAAAAGGAUAAAUGGAUUUUUAUAUUAAAUAAUUAAAGAAAGUGAAAUACAAUAUGAAGAGAUAGUACCUAUUGUUUGUGAUAAUUAUUUUGUACUGUUUAUUUGAUUGUGAUAAUGAGUUGGAUCAUUUUAUAUCUGUUCUUUGUGUCCCUUCACAAGGGAAUUUCUGCAUCCCUUGCUGACCAAAUGGCAGAGAUGACGCAGCAGUGCUGCGAGCAGGGCACAGCGCACGCGCGGACUCACAGGGGCAAUGACUGUCCGUCAGCAAUGCCCCCAGGCGUGCACCCAAUGUUCAAUACUCUGUGUACUUAUGCUAUGGACCAGUGCUGCAAAGAACAUUACAAAAAAAAGGAGGCGUGUGAAAGCGGGAUAGAUGUAGCAACGAGUAAGCGAGAUUGUAGCUCUACUGUGGAUUCCGCGAGGAGAUGUUGCGACGAGUGUCUCAAGGGUUCAGCGGUUGGUGUAUCUCGCGGCGGCAGCGCAUGUGUUACGGACACGCGAGGAUUGAGCGGCGACCAGCUGCUGGCAGGAAACGCUUUCAAUACAUGCUGUCAGAAAUCAGCAAGUAAAUCGGUCAAAACGGAUACUGUAACACGUCGACCUGGUGACGCUAUUGUUACGAGAAAACCUUUAGAAGACGAGCUGACAUCAGUUUGUGAUGAUUUCGCGCCAAAUGAGCUUUGCGCUCACCACUGCAUACCAAUACCGGGGUCAUACAAAUGUGAAUGUAAUCCCGGUUUUAGGUUGAUGGCUGAUAAAAAAAAUUGUAUGGAGGUGGAGAAGAACAGAUGCAAGCCACACAAUCCUUGUCAACACAAAUGCAAUGACAAUGGAGUCUCUGUGCUUUGCUCUUGCAGACGAGGUUACCAACUCAUGGCUGAUGGCAAGUCGUGUGAAGAUAUAGAUGAAUGUCUCCUGAAUCCACCUGUAUGUCUGCCAAACACACAAUGCGUUAAUAUACAAGGUUCAUAUAAAUGCAUCCUUAAGAAGACAAACAAUGUAGAGAAAGGACAGUGCCCGCCUGGCUUCUCUAGGAAUUUACUAAACAACGCCUGUGACGAUAUAAACGAAUGUAAGUUACCUCAACCACCUUGCCCUUCGUACUUAUGCGAGAACACAGUAGGUGCUUACAAAUGUGGAGGAAUCAAAGGAGAUCCAGCGAGUUUGCCAAAAAAACAUUCAACAACAGAAGAUCAGUGUCCGCCUGGUUUUAAAAGUAGUGGAAUUGAUGAUUGUGAAGAUAUAGACGAAUGCGCAAUUCAAAAAGACGAUUGCAAUAAAAUAUCACAAUUCUGUAUAAACACGAAAGGUUCCUUUUACUGUCAGGAUAAAGUUUCUAAGCACUGCCCACCCGGUUUCAAAAACGAUCCUGUCACUAAUAAGUGUGAAGAUAUUAACGAGUGCGAAGAAGAGGAAGAUAUUUGUAAACCUAAUCAAGUUUGUAUUAAUUUGCCUGGUGAAUAUAAUUGUAAAUCUGUACCUGAAAUAUCCAGUAACGGGGUAAAACAGAAAUGCGCCGAUGGUUUACGUUACAGCGCCGAGUUCCAUGGUUGUGUAGAUAUUGACGAAUGUGCGGAAGGCAUUCACAUAUGUGAUCAGUACCAAACCUGUCACAAUACAUUCGGGAGUCAUGAAUGUCAUUGCAAUGUUGGUUUCGAACUUGACACAACAACAGGCGCUUGUGUAGAUAUAAAUGAAUGUGCCACCGAACAAAAUGACUGCAUCGCUCAAUCACAGCGCUGUGAUAAUACUGUUGGCUCUUAUCUCUGCGUGAGGUUCAUAUCUUGUGGCACCGGGUAUAUCUUGCAUCAUUCGUCCAGCAAAUGUGAAGAUAUUGACGAGUGUGCUCUGGGUACUCACAAUUGCGGCCGCGCUGGCCCUGAGUACCGCUGCCACAACAUCCCAGGCUCCUUCCGCUGCGUACGAAGGGCUACCACUACAACGUCGACAGCUGCACCUGAAUACGACUAUGAGUACUAUGAUUCUGAAGAGGAAAUUGUAGACGAUAACAAAAACAAUUCAAACCCCAGUCCUGACAAUCAACCUAAACUAGACCAAACAUCAACUAAAUCUAGUUCAACAACUAGCGAAUCUCCUAAGGAAACAACAACUUCUAAACCUCCUGAAAUAAAGACUACAUUACAUCCAGAUAUUGACAUAGAUAAACCUGCAGAAAUUCCAAUUGAUCAUACACAAGACGAAGAUCUGAAUAAUAAUAUUUAUACCAUAGACAAUGACAAAAAUGUACCUAAUCCAGAGCCAUCACAACCUGAGAUCACAAAAGAGUCUGUGCCAACAUCAAGUGAAUCAAUAUACAGAAUUGAAUACACGACAACGGAACAUCCAAGAAAAGCUGAAUUCACCCCAGUGCCUUCUGAACCUAAGUCCACAGAUGGUGAAGAUGAAAUUUCUUACAUUCCAAUCGAUGAAAGACCAGCAGGACCAAAACGAACAGAAAGUACAGAACAACCUGGACCUAAAUAUGAUUUAGAUCCAGUAAAUAAAUUACCAGCUGAAUUGCCACAUAGUAAACCAUUAGAUCCAAAAGAUAACGAAAUAGAUACAUAUGAAACCAUAACAAAAGCUACACAACCUACAUCUCCUCAAGUUGUGUUUGUUGAAGUAGGCAAAGAAACAGCGACAGUAAGAGGUGAACAAACUCCAGAUGGAUCAGUAAUUGUUGACACCAAUGAGGUUCCAACUAACGAAUGGACCAAAAUAAAUGCUAAGCCAAUCGAUUGCCAAUUUGGCUUCGAAAGAGACGAGUAUGGUGCUUGUUAUGAUAUUGAUGAAUGUGCCACAAAUCGUCACAUCUGCUCGGGUCUAACGGAAAUUUGUCGGAAUACCAUGGGAGGGUACCUAUGCGAUUGCGCUGCCGGGUUCCGAAGGGAUUUUGCUUCGAAGACCUGCGUAUUUAUUACUUGGCCUACCUCAACGGCGGCAUCUACACCUACGACGUCAACAACUACUACCCCGAUUCCACCUCCUCCUCCUCCACCGCCACCUACGUUACCGCCAAUGCCACCUCCAACAUUACCGCCAACACCUCCCUCAACUUUACCACCGACACCUUCUCCUACUUUGCCAACAACUUUGUCGUCAACACCUUCCCCAACAACAACUCCUCCGCCAACGAUUCCUUCAACAGUAACAACUCCCCCGCCAACGCCUCCCCCAACAGUCCCAAUAACACCCCCGCCAAUACCUUCCUCACCAUUGCCAACUACUCCUCCUACACCUCCUCCUACAACUGAACGAAAAGUUUUCUGGGGCUACCCGAUCCGACCAUUCACAACGAGGCCAUUUAAACCGAGAAACAUCUGUGAAAUGGGAUAUCAUUUUAACACAAGCACUGGGACAUGUGAAGAUAUAAACGAAUGUACAAACGGACAAGCGAACUGUGCAACGGUAGAGAUAUGUGUUAACACAGAAGGAGGUUACCGUUGUGAGUGCCCACCAAACUGGGAACUGGAUAGUAGAAGACAACGUUGUAUCCCCAUCAGAAAUAACCAACAUUUUCCUCAAGGAUAUGGUAACGAACCCACAUAUAAUGCAGUUGGUCCUAUACAUUAUGGUACAACAGUCCGACCAUCUAAACCUGAAGUGACUGUAGAGGACAGGGUAAAUAAGUGCCCCGCAGGAUACGAAGUUGGAGAUGAUAAUUUAUGUCAUGAUGUAGACGAAUGUUUAACUGGUGAAGCGAAGUGUGGAUUUAUGCAACUGUGUACAAAUUUACCUGGCGGGUACACUUGCAGCUGUCCAACAGGGUAUACCCUGGUCGGUGACCACGAAUGUGAAGAUGUUGACGAAUGUGCAAUCGCAGGGAGUAUUCCUGUCUGCUCCCAAAACGCUGACUGUAUCAACACAUUAGGAUCAUAUCAAUGUCGUUGCCAUCCAGGGUUCAGGGCCGCUCCUCGGAAUGAUAAGGUGUGCAUAGACGUGGAUGAGUGUGUGGAGAACAGAGCGGGGUCACUAUGCCAGCAGCGCUGCAAUAACGUGUGGGGUGGUUACCGCUGCUCCUGCCACCGCGGGUACCGGCUUAGCCACGACAACAGUUCAUGUACCGAUGUAGAUGAAUGUGUAGAAUUCAAGUCUAGACAUCUGUGUGAUGGGAAAUGUCUGAACGAGCCGGGAUCCUAUCGUUGUUCCUGUCCAAAAGGUUACAGAUUAUCCGAGGAUAAGAGGAGUUGUAUCGAUAUUGACGAGUGUGAGACUGGAGAGGCGCCGUGUGCAAGGAGUAGUCCAUAUGCCGUCACUAGUGACAUCUGCGUUAACAUGCGCGGUGGUUACCACUGCCACCGCAUUAUCUGUCCGCCGGGGUACAAGAUUGAAAGUCGACAUCGCUGCACUAAGAUUGAUGCGACAUGCGCACCCUCUGACCGCAACUGCACGCACCAACCGUCAACUUACUCGUAUAACUUUAUCACGUUCGUCUCUAAACUCUACAUUCCUGAUCCAAGUGUGGAUUUAUUCACAAUGAAAGGACCCGUCUGGCCGACUGCUAGGAUGAGGUUUGAACUCAAACUGGUCGAAGUGAAUGCUCCUCCGACUGUCAAAGAACGAGCUGAUAUAAAUUCUUUUAUGCUUCUGCAAAGAGGUAAUAACCAAGGCGUCAUAACUCUGGUUAAAUCUCUAGAAGGACCACAGAGUAUUGAACUAGAAUUGUCUAUGGAACUUUACAAUAGAGGGCAAUUCGCUGGUAUAGCUGUUGCAAAACUGUACAUAUAUGUAUCGGAAUAUGAGUUCUAAAUGUAUUAGCUUAAGGUACAUUAUUAAAUAAAAGUAUUAAAGUACUAAGUGACUUGUUAUAAGAAAUACAUCGAUAAGGACGCCAUACACGAGCAGCUUUGAACGGCUCGUUUUAGCGAAAUACACGUACGUACGUAUGUACGGUGUAUGGCAGACAAUGCAACUGCCGAAUGUUUAAAGCUGUCCGUGUAGUCUUUGUUUUCUAUUGAAAACAUGUAAUUUUUUUAAUAUAUUUUGCGUGUAAACAUUUUUAUGCUUGAGUAUAUUUUUAUGAUCCUUUUU